GCUCUUCUUUUCUACUGCUUUUGUGACCGAGAGUGUGUUUAAUUUCGUAGUAUGCUUCUUUUGUUGUUGUUGCUGGUUGUCUGAUAUUCUCUGAUGUGCGUUGCUAUUGCUACUUCUGUUUCGUGCUGUGCUCUGUUUUUGCAGUGUUUUAAUACCCAAAAUGGCCGCUUAAGUCAUCGUCUCCUACGAAGGCUUUCAUUUUGAGAGAGGUAACAUCCACAUUUUAAGAGAGGAAAAACCACUAUGUCAUCGUCGACAACUACUAGUGGUGGCACAGCGACAACUAACAGUACUGGUUCAGCUGCACCCUCAGUAGGUCUUGUUGCAACUAAUUCAUCGCCUCCCGGCACUGCCAAUAGCAAUAUGUCUGCCACAAAUAAUUCAACAUCUAAUGCAGCCGUAGCUGGUGUUGCAGCGGCUGCUGCUGCCGCUGCUGCUGCAAUACGUGGUCGCAAUGGUAACACUUUACAGUCUGGUUCUUUGCCAGCUUCGGGUUCUGGUGGCACUGGCUCCACAAAUUCUGCGGUUGGUGGCGGCGGCGGUGGUUCAUCCUCAGGCCCUGCGGCUGCUGCCGCUACCACAAGUGAAGAAACGCGCAAGGAUCCCAAACCUAAUCCGAAAAUUUCUAAAGCCUUGGGCACUUCAGCUAAACGCAUACAAAAAGAGCUUGCCGAAAUCACUCUAGAUCCACCGCCAAAUUGUAGUGCCGGGCCCAAAGGUGAUAAUCUGUACGAGUGGGUGUCGACAAUUUUGGGACCACCCGGUUCGGUGUAUGAAGGUGGAGUAUUCUUUCUGGAUAUUCACUUUUCACCAGAGUAUCCAUUUAAACCUCCUAAAGUUACGUUCCGUACGCGUAUCUAUCAUUGUAACAUCAAUAGUCAAGGUGUUAUUUGCUUAGAUAUACUCAAGGAUAAUUGGUCUCCAGCAUUGACCAUAUCAAAGGUAUUGCUGUCAAUUUGUUCCCUGCUGACUGAUUGUAAUCCUGCCGAUCCUCUGGUAGGCAGUAUUGCCACACAAUAUUUACAAAAUCGGGAAGAACAUGACAGAAUUGCCAGACUGUGGACAAAGAGGUAUGCAACAUGAUUUACUCAAUUAAUAAAAUCAUCUAACGUAUGUUGUAGUCGUAAGGAGAACCUCAAAUAUUAUAACACCAUAAACUUAUUAAAAAAAACAAAAACAUUACAAAUAUUGAUAACUCACUGAAACAAAAGAAUUGCCCCUCCCCCCUCAACAAAAAAAUCAAGCAACCAACUACUAUAUAACUACAGCAACCACAGAAGAAAGCAGCAAGAACCAUAAGAGAAAUCUUUACAUAUUUCAAUAAAAUAUCUGAAUGAGUAAGAACGAGAAGAAAGAGUAAAAAUAAACGAAUUAAAAUUGCAAAUAGAAACGAAGAAAUUUAAAAAAAUAAAUAACAAAUGAUACGCAACACUGCAAAAAGAAAACUAUAAAUAUAUUAAGAGAUAACAAAUUAUUAAAACAAAAAAAAAAAAAUAAUAAUAAAAAAUAUAUAAUAACACAAACCAAGAAAAAAUUAUUUUUUUUUUUUUAAAUAUAAAAUGAAAGAAUAUAAAAAAGCCUAUGUUAAAAAACAAAGCCCUGAAAAAGGCUUUCAUUUUGGCUUUAUUUUAGGAACAAGAUUUUAAUUUUUAACAUUUUUCACAUAAUUUUUUUGAAACAUUUGAAAAGAACCUCAAUGCGUUGUAAAUUCGUUAAUCCAAGGCGACUUUGAGAGGCCUGACUAUAUGAUCCCUUGAGAUCAGAUAAAAAUUAAAAACAAAAAAUUAAUUUUUAUAUUUAGUUAUGUUUCUUUUUGUCUAAAAUCGUUAUGGCACCUUUCGAUGGAAAUGUCUCUUUAAAAAAAUUGUCUGUAUUUAUGUAUAUCUGUCUAUUUAUUUGUUUAAUUCUCUCAACAAAAAAUUUUUUUUUUGGUUUAACGCUAAACACACAAAAUAAGAACAUGGCUCACAAUUCAACCGAGAAUUCUCUAUGAAUAUUCCCCUCCUUUCUCCCCCCAUUGAAGGAAGCAGCAAAAUAGUUUUAGUUUAUGUACAGUUUUAAGUAAAAACAAAAAACUUAUAAUAAAAAUAAAACAAACUAAUAACCAAGCAAGUCCCCAAAAAAUAAAAAAAAAAACAUUAUCUCUUACGAAAAUGCAAAACAACCAUAAACUAUAUAUAUAUACGAGUACAUAAAUAUUAUAAUUCAUCAUAGCUUUUUUUUAUAUUGAUUAUUUAAAACGAAAUCUUUUCUUCCUUUGUCAAAAAAAAAACAUCCUCUAUAGUUUUGUAUGUUUGUUUCAUGAUUUUUUUUUUGUUUGCAAUCGACUUCUACUUUUUUUUAUUUUUACGCAUAUAUUUUAGCAUCUCUUCCUACGAUGUUUUAUGCUGCAUCAUCAACGAAGACUAGUUUGGAAAUGACAUUUUUUUUUAUAUAUAAAAACAAAAAAAAAAAACAAAAAUAUAUUUAUACACACAUUAAAAAAAAGUCUUUAUAUUUUUUUAAUUCAUUAAUUUUAAAACUUUAUUUUAGUAUGCUUUUGUUU
Messenger RNA from Stomoxys calcitrans (stable fly), 2545 nucleotides. Its product is annotated as ubiquitin-conjugating enzyme E2 E1. Gene Ontology annotation, molecular function: ubiquitin conjugating enzyme activity. Lineage: Eukaryota; Metazoa; Arthropoda; Insecta; Diptera; Muscidae. Gene Ontology annotation, cellular component: nucleus. The coding region runs from base 244 to 1083 and encodes 279 amino acids. The transcript is spliced from 4 exons. Gene Ontology annotation, biological process: protein polyubiquitination. The record is from RefSeq and is a predicted model, not a curated record.